Messenger RNA from Abrus precatorius (Indian licorice), 1867 nucleotides. Its product is annotated as protein BTR1. The coding region runs from base 355 to 1362 and encodes 335 amino acids. Gene Ontology annotation, molecular function: mRNA binding. The transcript is spliced from 8 exons. Gene Ontology annotation, cellular component: cytoplasm; cytosol. The record is from RefSeq and is a predicted model, not a curated record. Gene Ontology annotation, biological process: regulation of gene expression. Lineage: Eukaryota; Viridiplantae; Streptophyta; Magnoliopsida; Fabales; Fabaceae.
AGAGACCGACUCAUACACCUCACCUCACCUCACAACACGCCCCUUGACACAUCACAGAGAGAGAAACAAACAUCACGUUGGAUAUGUAGCAGAACUGCAGCACCUUCUUCUCUUCUCUCCGCUUCCACCCACCCACUCUCUCUCCCGUUUUCACUCCUUCAAUUCUCGUUCUCUUUCUCUCUCUAGCAAUUCACAACCCUCACGUUGCCUCAUUCAUGUGAAACUAUCUUUCUCCCUUUUCUGGCUCUCUCUCUGAAUUAUCUACCAUCUGUCUCUCUUUCUCUCGUCGAAACGAAGCAAGGAGAAGGAGUUUCUUGCUGUUGUAAUUGUUGAAGAAGCAACAGCAGAAGAAGAAUGGAGUCUACGGAAUCUUCUUAUGUGUCUUCUCCUGAGGGACCGAGGAAGCAUGCUACAUCGCCUCCUCCCAAAUCGCCUUCUCAAGAUUCUGAGGAGAAGCCAACAUAUAUUAGGUUUCUUGUAUCAAACUCUGCAGCUGGGUCUGUUAUUGGAAAGGGUGGUUCAACCAUCACAGAUUUUCAGUCACAGUCUGGAGCACGAAUCCAGUUGUCGCGCAAUCAUGAAUUCUUUCCUGGAACUACUGAUAGGAUUAUCAUGGUAUCUGGUGCAAUAAAUGAAAUACUGAGAGCUCUAGAGCUUAUUCUCGCUAAGCUGCUCAGUGAGCUUCAUAGUGAGGAAGAUAAUGAUGCUGAGCCAAAAACAAAAGUAAGACUCAUUGUUCCUAAUGGUUCAUGUGGUGGGAUAAUUGGCAAGGGAGGUACUACCAUUAGGUCAUUCAUUGAAGACUCCCAGGCUGGCAUUAAGAUAUCUCCUCAAGAUAAUAAUUACUAUGGGCAGAAUGAUAGGCUGGUGACCCUGACAGGAAAUCUUGACGAGCAGAUCCGUGCAAUUGAAUUAAUUGUUGCUAAGUUAGCUGAAGAUCCUCAUUAUGCACAGUCCAUGAAUUCUCCAUUUUCAUAUCCUGGUGUUUACUUCUCGGGUUAUCAUGGUGUUCCAUAUACAUAUGUGCUUCCAUCUGUUGCACCAGGGGCAUACAAUGCAGUGAAUUACAGAUCAAAUGGUACUGGGGGAAAGUUCCAGAACAGCAAGGAAGAGCGGAGUAACUCGGUGACUAUUGGUGUUGCAGAUGGGCAUAUAGGAUUGGUUGUUGGUCGUGGUGGAAGGAAUAUUAUGGACAUUAGUCAGGCUAGUGGGGCAAGGAUAAAGAUAUCAGAUAGAGGCGAUUACAUAUCUGGAACAACCGAUAGGAAAGUUACCAUAACAGGAUCCCAGAGAGCAAUUCGUACAGCCGAAUCUAUGAUAUUGCAGAAGGUUGCUUAUGCUACUGAAAGGGUGAUCGAGUAGUUUGCUAGUGCCAUUGUCUGUUGGUAGACCCUUAGUGAAUCUGCUUGCUAAUUGCUUAUACAUUUGCUGAAUUUUGGGAUUUGUUUCCAUAAAUUAUCAUCACAUGAUAUAAUUCUGGAGAUCUUUAUUGUAGUGGGAGAGGGCAGCAUUUUUUUUUUCUCUUGAAUUGAGAUCGGUCUUAUAGGAUUUCUUCUCAAACCCCUUCAUCAGACAAGGUCGAUUGGAAAGUGCAUUCGUGCUUUUCCAAAAUGUAGUAUUUAGAACUAUAUUCUUUUUUUGUAAGUCAGCAGUUGCUAAUGUCAUAUACGAUCUGUAUCCUCAAUCACUGGCCAGAGAUAGAAUUUGAAAAUUAUUCUGUGAUAGGAAUCAAGAAUUCACGUGAGUUGUCAGAGUCAGAACCUCACACCCCAGAGCGGUGUUUAUUUUUUCAUCGUAGUUAGUCAUUGGUUGAACUUACUCUUUCUUUUAGAUUAAUAUGUGGUGACUUACAGGUCCACUGAGUUAG